Molecule: messenger RNA, 5403 nt
Organism: Cheilinus undulatus (humphead wrasse)
Lineage: Eukaryota; Metazoa; Chordata; Actinopteri; Labriformes; Labridae
Gene: cep104
Product: centrosomal protein 104
Exons: 22
Coding region: 97-2952 (951 amino acids)
Cellular component (GO): cilium
Source: RefSeq, a predicted model, not a curated record
CCGCAGCGCGCUGAUUGUUGUCAGUGGUGGUUAUGGAGAUGAAAUGGGACUGCGAGCUGUCAACAUUACGGUGAUGUUAGUGUGUACAUUAGAGGGAUGCCCAGGAAGAUAGGAUUCAAUGUGAUCAACUCUUCUAGUCAUGAGGACAACUUCAGUGCAAAGGAGCUCAUGGUCCAUGCUCCCACUGUUAAUGGGUGGAGGUCCAGCAGGCUAUGCUCAUACCCUCAACACGUCACCCUCCAGUUGGAAGAGAGAAGUAGGGUGAGGAAGUUGCAGCUGCUGGCUCACCAGUACCUGAUCCCAGCUAAGGUAGAGUUCCACAUUGGGGACUCCCUCCCUGAAGUCAGCAACCAAGGGUUCCCUGGGCAGCUACGCAGACUGGGAUAUGUGUCCUUGUCAGACAAUGAGAAGACAGGCUUCAAAGCUCGGGAGCUAAAGUCAAUCCAUGUAGAUGCCGUUGGGACCUACCUAAGAAUAACCUUCCAUAGGAACUAUGUCAAUCGUUUCAAUCUCUACAAUCAGGUUGCUUUGGUUGCCAUUAAUGUUCUGGGAGAUGCUUUGGAUGGCAAUGCUUUUAACACAAUUCCAAGCAGAGAGCAGCUGAUCGAACACUACCUCAACAGUACACAGCUGGAAGCCGCCUUGGACACGACAUUCAUGGGAAAAUGUGAAUCCAUCUCCCUGUUGGAUGACCUGGCGUUUGACAUGUACCAGGACCCCGAAGUUGCCCACAUCAUCCGUCUCCUGGACAAAAAGAAGCAGGACAUGGUCCGGCAAGAGAAAUUUGAGCAGGCUAAGAAUCUGAAGCAGGCAAUCGCAGACCUGCAAAAGGUGGGAGAGCGUUUGGCUCGAUAUGAUGUGGAGAAAAGAUGUGCCAUUGAAAAGGAAGACUACGACCUAGCCAAGAAGAAGAAGGAGUUAAUGGAGGAUUACAGGAAGAGUGUCUACCAGCAGCUGGAAGUCCACAAUCUGCUGGACAUGGCACUGAUCACAAGGGCUGAUGAUUCCUCCCCAGCAAAGGAUCCUCUCUCCCUCCUGCCUUCUCAAGCUCUCCAUUCAGCCACAGCCAAGCCCCUUGUGUCCACAGACACAUUCAAAAAGGGGAAAAAAACAAAUGCUCCUCAGAAACAACAGCCAGACUCAGGAACUGUUUCAUCCAAACCAAGCAGACAACCUGAAACGCCACACUCCCCAACUGCUUUACCUAAGAUAGAUGUAACCAGUGUACCAUAUGAUGAGAGGCCUCUGCCAACCCUUCAGAGGAAAGAUAGGCCCAUGGAGGUCAUCAGGAGUCCUGCAGAGCAGAUCUCCCCGCUGCUCAAUGCCCAAAUGACUCCACAGAGCCCUGAGAUGAGUGGAGAGCCUGAGCCUCUGACAGAGAAAGCCCAGAGAGAGGCUGGCCUUCCAAUAGAGAUCUUUGGGGAAAGUCUGGUUGCUGGGGCAUAUUCUAAAACUUGGUCCUAUAGAGAGGAUGCUCUCUCAGUUGUGCACAAGAAGCUUAUGGAGCUAUCACCCACCACCCCCAGGGAGGAGCUAAGAAACAUGAUAAGAGCUGCCACCUUCCUGGUGAAGAGGGCCCUCUUGGAUAAAGUCUCAUCUGUUUUUCACGCCUCCUUAAAGCUGCUGCAGCUCCUCCUGAGCCAGCUGAUCCCAAGUCUGGGGUUAGGCCGGGCUGAGAUGAACCACUGCUUGGAGCAGACUUGGCCCAACCUACUAGUCAGGACAGGAGAGUCAGCCGGCCGCCUGAGGGCAAAGGCUACUGCCUUCAUACAGGAAAUUGCUGUUUUGAAGGAUGUACGUGUCCUGCAGUUUAUCCCUGGUGAGCUAGUGAAGCCCUUUAAAUCCAACUUCCCUUCUCGUCUAGCUCAGAGUCGGGCUGAGCUGGUACAGAAGCUACUUGCUGAGCUUGGUACAGAGAACUCUGGCUUCACCCUGGACAAUGUCAUGAAUUUCUGUACAGCAGCUUUGGAGCACAGCGCAUCAGGGGUUAGAGAGCUGGCAGUGAACAUCAUCUUAUCCAUGUACCAGCAGCACAAAGCUGCUGUUCUCAGCUACCUUCCUUCCAAUGAUUCAGCCGCACGGAUGAACUUCCUCUACAAAACCCUCUUUGAUGGCUUUGCGAAGAUUGACGGGAAGUUGGUGGAGACACAGACUUUAAAAAAGGGAGGUGGUCAGCAGGAUGGGCAAAAAGAAAAGGAGGAGAUCCACUCUCUUCAGGAGCAGCUGGCGGCCUUGAAAGAGAUCACAGAGGGAGGGAAUGAAAGCACCAAAGAACAGCAGAAGAAAGAAGCUACCGAAGUUGAGAUAGGGUCACCAAAAGCUGGCAAAGCAAGUGACCUUCCAGCUGCUGCAAAAGUUCCCCAGGACAUGGUGACACAAAGCCCUGAUGUCCAACAAACCAUUGACUACCUGGACAACCUAUGCAUAUUCUGUGGUAAAAAGGAUGAGUCGUUCACAGAGGAUGGGUUGGACCUUCACUACUGGAAGCACUGUCCGAUGCUGAAACGCUGCGAUGAAUGUAGACAGGUAGUCGAGAUUGCCAGCCUCACAGAGCAUCUGUUAGGUGAAUGUGAGAGCAGAUCUAAGUUCAGCCAGUGUCCACGCUGCUCAGAGGCUGUAGCCACUGAGGAUCUGGCUCGCCAUGUCCAAGGUCCUGCCUGUAAUCCCCCCAUUUCUGGUAAAGGUUCCAACCACUGUCCUCUGUGUCACAACAACUUCCAGCCUGGAGAGGAGGCCUGGAAGACUCACCUCAUGGGCAGGGAGGGCUGUAAACAAAACUCACGCAGGACUGCGGUGUCCCAGAGAACCCAGCCAGCACAAGGCCGGGCUGUUGGUGGAACUAAGAUGAAACAGGCAUGGUCAGUUGGGGCCAGACCAAGGCCCAUGGGCAGAGGAAGCCGGAUCCCUGCUCUGGCACCCCUGAGCAGAGGACAUUCUCCAGGAAAGAGCUAAAGCUGAAUCUGAAGCAUGCUUAAGACCCCUCCCUCAAAACUGAGAGGUGAAAACUAAGAGACAACAAACAUCCCUGAAGUAAAUCCCCCUCACAGAUCCCAUGUUCCAUGCAAAUCAGCACUUUUAGCAAGACAUCAUGGAUGCAUCUUUUAAAGUAUACAUUAAAGCAUGACUGCAGUUUUUAAUUUAAGGAAGCAAUUAAUCUAAUAUAUUAAAAAAUCUGCCAAAAGGUGAAUACCCCUUUGUAAACUUGCACCACAACAUGUUGAUCGAUCCACUUGCUCGGGCUCUACAGAUGCUGUGGUCAGUGACAUAAUCCAUCCUGAAUAGAGACAGUUGGACUCACCUAUGUUAGAUCUCUUUGCUCUUUUGUCUAAAAGUCAGGCCCGUGGCGGCACACACCUGCCAGGCCAGUUAACAUGAGCACUCUGGGUUUACUGAUAUCUCCUUACAGGAUUCUCAAUUUUGAGGCUCUUAUUUUGCACACUACUUUUUUGAGCCUCUAUGGCAAAGGAAUGUACUGUACAGCUUAAAGAGAUUGCCCUUUUAUAUCUAAAUGACAGGGUUUUGGAUGUAUCAUCUGCAAGCCAAAGUGUAGACCUGGAGACAUCACUUGGAAAUCAUCAGGGUUCUUUUCUCAUACUUGGCAGAGCUACUUCAGAGCCACAGAUGACCUUUAAUUGUAACAUUUCAAUUGAUAUCGAUUGAUUGAAACUCCACAACUCUCUGAAACCGAUUUAAGUUUAAUUUUAAAAGGGGGUAUUAUAUGAAAUUACUGAUAUUAUUAGGAGUAGUUGUUGUUAUUGUUGUUUUUUGUAGUAGUGUAAAAUUCAGUUUAAAUCAAAUAUCCUCAGUAAAACCACAGAAAAAAAACUAUAAUGGCUUGUGAAGAUAGGAUGAAGCCAGGUCAGAGCUUUUCAUAGAUGGCCAAUGCAGUAUCAUUUAAUGUGUUAUCUUUCCCAGCAUUGUAUCAGAAGAUGAUGAUGGCUGAAAUAUAGAAACAUACACAAGAGUAUUUUCAUUCCUCUGGAGUGCACAAAAAUACAAACCUAGCUACAAAACUUUCCUCCAGCAGAAAAUUCUUCAAUCCAGAAGCCAUCAAGAUCCUGAAUGUAGCUUUAAUGUGGGCUUAGCAUUUUGCCAUCUGUUUACGUAUUCUUGUCUUGUAUUGAAUAGAUUGUACUGAAGAAAGAAAGUAGGACUUUGCCAAAGGGAUGAUGCUCCACUGCUGGAUAUUUAAUUGGGUAUGAACUUAAUUUAUUUUCCUGCUUAAUACCUACUGACAAUCUUAAUCUUGCAUAGCACAAUUUAAUAUGCUCAGUUGAGAGGCACAAUAUAUCUCUCAACUUAAUACAGCUAUUAAAGAAAAAAACACAGUAGACAAUAAUGUAUUGUAGGCAGUUAAACUUUAGUAGCACCUAUUUUUUUUAAGUCUGCCUGAUUUCUGUUGACUUUGACUUACACUGAAUCCAACAAACACUCCAAAGCACUUGAAAAAUUACUGCUUCAAACUCCAGUUUUAGGAACUCUGAUAAGAAUAAGAAAGAGAUAGAGCCUUAAUUUUACUCCUUCAGUGGAACUAGUGUUAUGACAAUAUUGAUUGUAGUAUCUGUUGUUUAUCUGAUGCCAAGAAGAACAGGAGCAUCCCUGAAAAGGGUCUGAGAUGGAUUUUGAUUAGAACUUACAAAUUGUUAUAUUACGGUGGUAAACUUCUUUAUUAGGGAUGCACUAUAUUGGAUUUUUACCAAUAUUAGAUAUGCCAAUAUUUACAGAUUCAUUAUAGGUAAUACCAAUAUUGUUACUACUUGAAAAAUGUAGAGAGACGCUUCGGUCCCUAGAACAUGCUUUGAAAUGUAAUGGAUUGGGGAUGAAAAGAGAAAAGACUUAAGCUGCGUAGUUCUGUUGGUCCAGCCUAAAAUGCCACAAACCAAUUGAACACAUGGCUGAUAUUUACAUCCAUUAAAGGCUGAUAUUUAAAGGCAGUAUAUUGUUGUAAAUAUUGGCAGAAAUUUUAGUAUCUACUCAUACAGAUAAUAUCUUGCAUCCCUACUUUUUACUGAUCUUCUUGUCAACACUAACUGUUGUUUUAGUGGAGACUCAAAUGCAAAUGUAUAACUGUGAUGUUUAAGAGUAAGCUUAACAUUUUACUUCCUUACUGAGGAUGUUGGCUUUAAUAUGCUUCUGUACUAAGGUCCAUUUUAAUGGUUUACAUUUUAGUUUUAAGAAGUCAAUAUUUUUCUGAAUAACUUUGGCAUAAAAUGGAUAAUUUUGUCUGUUAAAAUAUCUUUAUUUGUUUAAAUAAAGCUGUAUUAAGUUGAACAAUGGACUGGUUUCUGAUGCAGUUUUAGUGUUGAUAGAUAUCAGUAGAUAAUAGCUCUAGUAACCCUCCAUAUUGUGUUUGAAACAACACUCUAAAUAUGUAAAAUGAUAUCAUUUUAUCCCACAUUUUUC